This is a messenger RNA of Diutina rugosa, 1632 nucleotides long. RefSeq names its product Kch1p (gene KCH1). Gene Ontology annotation, biological process: potassium ion transmembrane transport. Gene Ontology annotation, molecular function: potassium ion transmembrane transporter activity. Bases 1 to 1632 code for a protein of 543 amino acids. Lineage: Eukaryota; Fungi; Ascomycota; Pichiomycetes; Serinales; Debaryomycetaceae. The record is from RefSeq and is a predicted model, not a curated record. The transcript has a single exon. Gene Ontology annotation, cellular component: plasma membrane.
AUGGGCAAACUGCUGGACCUUGAGGCUGGCACCAGCCGGUUCGAGCUCGAUGACUCCACUUUCGACAUGGUGGACGCCACCUCGUUCCGCAACUAUCGGUGUGGUACCCUCACCGCCUACACUUAUAGCCUCAGCAUGAUGGUAUUUCUGGUGGCGUUGCUUGGUGUCGAUAUUUACACUUGUCUUAAUAUCCUUGUGUUCAAACGGUGGGGUACUAAUGAGGAGACACUGGUGAUUCCAUACAACUUUGACGUCGCCAAAUGGAUAUUUACUGGUUGUAUCAUCUUCCAGUUUUGCCUUUUGUUAUACCACUGGUUUUGGGCGAUUAGAGCCAUCAAAUCCCACAAGAUCGCUCUGGUGUAUCUCAAUCAAUAUGCUAGGGCAGUUUACCUGCUCAAGCUGUAUGACUAUUUCUGUUUGUUCCACGCUGUUAAAUACAAGGACUACUUUGAUUGGGCAUGCUUUUACGCCUAUGAACAGUUGGACAAUGCGCCGCAAUUGCUUCUUGCUGACGCUCCAAGACAAGUGAUUAAUAUCUUGACGCUUAGGGAGUACGCCACGAAAUAUGACGGCAAUGUGUUGGACAAUAUUAAGAUUAUUGCCACCACUAAUAUUCAUCUCUCGGUGCUUUUAUCGCUCAUCGUGCUCUCAAUUGUCAUUUGGUGCAUUUUCAUGUUCAUGUUCAUCUACGGUAUGAUUAUCGCUCCAUUUAUGAUUGUAAAAACUCGCCGACAAUUCGGGAAGCCGCUCAAACAAUACUGUACCGACACUCUUAACAUGUUGGUGCGGGAUCUUGUCCGCAAGCAUCACUUGUCUCGCGAAGAACUUAUUAGCCGUGGUAUUUUGGACCGCAAACAAGUUUAUGCCAACCCCUUGCUUCAUGGAACUACUCAAGAGUUCAAGCAUGUUCACCGUUAUGACGAAAAACAUCCUAUACACGUCAACGAAGAUCUGGUAUCGGUAACUUCGCUGUUUGAGAAUGUGGCAGUUCAGCCCACAGACUUUACCCAAAAUAUUUAUGGAAGUACCCAUCAUGCCAAGCUGAAAAGUUCGUUGACUUAUGCUUCGCCCCACAACCGUACUGCCUCUCCCUCUGACUUGACAUUCCAAAAGCUUUCAACAAAUCAAUUCAUUCAACCCUCAAUGCAACAAUCAGGACUUCAUGUGACGACCGACACCUUCAAUAGCGUCCCCAUUGACCCAUUUGCAUCACCAGAUGACGCUUAUGUUCCAACUAAUGAAAACUUUGGCAUGUCAAGCCGUCAAGUUAACGAAUUUUACAACGGACCCACUCGGGGACCCGAACAUGCAUAUCAACCAAGCACAAAUAAUAUGGUCAUGGAUGAACAACCUCAAAACCGAAAAGAAUCUCUUUCUCAACGUCAAUACAAUGACUUUGAUUUGGGAGAAGACUCAAAUAUGGGUCCAAAAUCAUUAGCGCCACUGCGUCCGUCGUUGCCAACUGACGAGACAUUGGCGUCACCUUUUAGUGAUGUUAGUGAGUACGAGCCUGAAAUUCUCUAUCGUCCACAACAAGGCGUACCUUAUCCUAUCGAAGGCGUUCCCUAUCCUGUUCGUGGGGUAUCUUUGUACAAUGACGGCCGGACCUACUCAUUAGAGCAUACCUCAUAA